UUCCGCUCUCUUUGUACCCAACUCUGACACUGCAGUCGCAUCCAUGCCACCUCGGCCACCGCUGCCACCGCCGCUCCACAACCUGACUUGGAACGACCGCCGGAGCUCCCCCCCCAACGACGCACAUGAACCCGGAGCCCACACCAUAAUAACACCCCCCCUGCAG
Molecule: messenger RNA, 166 nt
Organism: Pelobates cultripes (western spadefoot toad)
Lineage: Eukaryota; Metazoa; Chordata; Amphibia; Anura; Pelobatidae
Source: the annotation of a GenBank genome assembly